GAAAAAAAGGGGAAUGGUUUAGUUGUUUCGUUGCUUCGUACCGACGAGCAUGCUACUACGGAUUUAAAACGAAUACGUUUGAAAAAUUCAACGUUACUAUAUCGAAAAAGUGUUAAAUAACAAUGUCGAGAUUAUUAAUUUUCACGUGUAUCAAUUUAUCUAUCGUCUUCUUGACAAAUUCGAGUCCGUACGAAAGAAACAUUUUGGAUAGCACAAUUGCAACGACGUUAAACGUUUCGAAAGAUAACGAAACGGAAUCGUGUUGUCCGUGUACGAAAAAUGCAACAACAUCCUCGACAGAGAUCAACAACAAUCCUCCGGCCCACAUUUAUCCUCCGAUAAUUCACGGUACUACUUGGAAAUGUAAUUUCGUUGGGAAUAAAAUUAUGCGAGACGAUUAUCAUCAUUCUCCUGGAAUUGGUUCGCACAAAUUACACACGAGAGCAAAGGUUUGGAACGAGGCGAGAAAAAUUUGCAUCGAAGAAGGUGGCCACUUGGCUAUUAUCAACUCUAUCGCCGAAGCUAAUCUACUUUUGGAUUUAUUUAAUCGAUCCGGUCCUAUCAAGGGUGCAGCUUAUAACAAUCAAUUCCUAUUGGGAAUUCAUGAUCUCUACACCGAAGGCGACUGGGUGACAAUAGAAGGUGAUUCCUUGGCAAAAAGUGGAUACAAUGCUUGGACCGACAAAUGGGGAGGUCAACCUGACAAUGGAGGCGGCAUACAAAAUUGCGGUGCAAUGUUAGACGAUGGCAAACUCGACGACGUCGCUUGCAACGUUCCCUUUGCUUUUUUCUGCGAAAUACCUCACUUCUAAUCGAUAUCAUCAAUUUUAUUAAUUAAUAAUCAAGUUAAUUCGCGCGAGAACUUUCUUUCCUUCAUCACGAAUAUUAUAUUUAAAUUUGAAAAAACAUACACACAUAAUUAUGUAUCCAAUUGAUCUAUAAUGGAGAAAAUGUACAAUAACUUUUAUUUUUCAUUGACAUUUGAAAAUAUUAUCAAAGAAAUUGAAUAUUUAUCCCCAUAUCAUUUUGAAAUUUUCCAUAAAUUUGUAAAACGUUAGAAAGGCUUUGUCUAUAUCUCGAGCUUUCGCAAGGUUCGAUCGCGAAACGUAUUGAAAUUCGUAUCAAUUCCCCUCGGCUCCUGCGAUUAUUCGAUUCCAUUGUCGAAACGUUUCUUGGGUCGUUGCAUAUCGAAAAGAAAUAGUGCACCUUAAGCGUUCUAUUUGAAAAGAAGGGAUUCUUAUUUGUCUCCUAAGAGAGAGAGAAAAGCAAUUGAAACGAGUUAUUGGAAGAAUUGUUACAAAAGAAGUGAACUUUUUCAUAAAUAGGAAGGUAAAGAAUAUUAUUAAAACUUUUGUCUUAUCUAUCGAUACACAUCUACACAUAAAACACGAUUAAAUAACUGUGCACGUAGACCCUAAACCCUUUGUCGAACUAAUUACUAUUGCCAAUAAAUGUCCUGAAAGGUAUUUUAGCGGAGAUUAAAGAAUAAUUCGUAAUAACUACCGGUAACAACGGUGAAUAGAAACGAGUUCCAAGAUCUUUCACGAAUUACAAUUCGUGGCGAUAGUUCGUUCGUUCGAAAAUCAUUUGGAAGUCAGCCAAUUCUCUCUCUCUCUCUCUCUCUCUCUUUCUUUCUCUAGCAAUUAUUUCACCCUACUCCCGUGGUACGAACUUGGCCGUCGCAUCAUUCUUUCCGCCCUCUUACUAUUGCCUGAAUAAUAUUCUUCUUUCCAUUUCCAUUAUUCGACUAUUUCUUCAAUACCCUUCAAUAUCACCUGCAUGUGUAUCUUUUAAGAAAGAAAAUUCAAGACGCUCAAAACUAUCUAACAAAUAUUCUAACAAGUAUGUGUGUUUUAAGUGGCCAAUGAUCUCUCUCUCUCUCUCGUAGAUUCAGUUAACAAUUAAACGAAAGGAAUAAGAGGGAGGAAAAAAAAAAGAAUAAGAACAAUAUCGAGUUUUAUCGUAUAUGGCGAAAAAGGCUGAGGAUAAAAAUAGUGUUGUUGAGUUAACGGUGUAAUCGAUACCUACUUUGUGUGCCACCACCACUACCACCACCACCACCACUUUUCUCGUCCUAGUCGUCAGGCACUUGGUCGAAUGCAAAAAAAUAAAAUAACCUUUCGUAAGGGCGAAAUAUAGAGUGCAAAUUUGUGGUUAAAAAAGGACGAAUAAUUGUCGAUCGCAAUAGAAGAAGGAUUGGCAAUCAAAAAUGAUUACCUUGAAAAUAGAGAAUGAAAUAGAGAAAUUCUGGUGGUGUGCAGUAGUAUCGUGCUUUAUUUGAAAAGCUAUUAUUCGAAACUGUAAUUUCAUUAUAAUGCCGCCGCGUUUUCUCUCCCUAACUUUAUUCUCUUCCUCUUUUAUUUAUUCUCUACGACACGACAAUUUGAUCCCGUUUCGUGUUUUGUUAUAACUAUCGCGUGAAAACGCGAGCACCGUUUAAACUUUUGACUCUUACGACGAAAGGAUGGCCUCGAACGCCCGAGAACACCGAGUUUUAUUUAUAGUCGUUAUAACCAGUGGCUUUGGAUGCAAGGACAAAGACAACAGUGUUAUUUGCGAGAUCUUUAUUCUUCAUUAUCGGUAUCGUCAUAAUAGUCAUUGUCGGCGACCCUUCGACCCUUCUUCUUCUUCUUCUUCUUCUUCUUCUUUAUCUCCUUAUUCAUAAGCGAGAGUAGCCCCUACGUUUGACCGACAUGCCAUCAUUGAACUUUUAUACGACGGUGACUCAAGAUCGAUAACAAAAAUAGAAAGAACGAUUACAAAAAAUAUAAUUAGGAUCUUUUAAUAUGUUAAUUGCAGGCCACAUUUUUGUUCCUUUUUCCAUGGGAAUGAUAAUAUAACAACAACAAAAAUGUUCGAUUGGGUAACAUUAAAACUUCCCGAAAUGAUCGUAUUCGACCAUUUCUCCUUACACCAACGUCGUAUUCGAGUUGGAAUAGUUUUUUAAAAACUGACAAAGAAAAAGAGUAAAAUUGUAGUAAUAAAUAAUAUUGCGAAUAAAAGAACGACGGAAUCCAG
Molecule: messenger RNA, 3018 nt
Organism: Polistes canadensis
Lineage: Eukaryota; Metazoa; Arthropoda; Insecta; Hymenoptera; Vespidae
Product: hemolymph lipopolysaccharide-binding protein-like
Exons: 2
Coding region: 123-812 (229 amino acids)
Source: RefSeq, a predicted model, not a curated record